AUGCGCGGCAAGAAUGCGGAUGUCCUCGUCCGAUCGCCGCAGCAAAGGGAGCGGAUCACGGCGCUUCUCGCGUCGCUCAGGGCGUGCGCGCAGUCCAGGGAUCUCAAGAGCGGCCAGCGAAUCCACAAGCAGGCGGUCGAGAAUGGGGACGACGCCGAUGCCUUCGUCGGCAGCGCCCUGGUAGGCAUGUAUUCCAAAUGCGGCAGCAUGGAGCUCGCGCGAGCAGCAUUCGACGGUAUGAAGCAUCGGGACGUCGUGUCGUGGACCUCUCUCAUCUCCGGCUAUGCCGAAAACGGCCAGGGCGAGGCUGCGUUGCACGUUUUUGGAGAGAUGAUGGUGGCUCCGGCCAGAUGUGAGCCGGAUCGUCCCACUUUCUUGGCGGCACUGAAGGCCUGCUCCAAUCUGGCUACCAAGGAAGAACAAGGUCAGCUCAAAGUUCAUGGAAAAUUCGUGAGGAUGAAAUGCCUGAACGAGUGUAUGUCUUUACAUUCCCAGGCUGCCAAGCUCGGCUUGGAUCGCUCCGACGUCUUCGUGGGCAGCAACUUGGUGGAUUUGUACGCCAAGUGUGGGAGUUUGGAGGACUCGCGCAGGGUUUUCGACAGGAUGAAAGCGCAUAGCGUGGUUGCUUGGACCUCACUCGUGCUCGGCUACUGCGAGAAUGGACGACCAGAGAUCGCUCUGGAUUUGUUCUCGUACAUGGGAGGAUUGGAACCGGAUGCUCCAACUUUCGUGGCUGCUCUGAACGCGUGCACGAGUCUGGCGAGCAAUGAGCAGGGCCGGGCAGUGGACGGGAAGGUGGUGAAGCCGAAGGCCUUGGAAACCGGAAGAGCUCUGCAUGCUCGAGCGGCGAGAAAUGGCUGUGAGUUACACAGGGUUGUCGCUGGAGCGUUGGUGGACUUGUAUGCGAAAUGUGGGAGCCUUGAGGAUGCCAUCGACGUGUUCGAAAGAACUCCAAACCGCAGCGUCGUCUCGCUUACAGCUCUCAUGCUCGGACUCGUAGAGAACGGACAGCCCGAGGUGGCCUUGAAGAUCUUUUCCCGGACGCUGUCACAGAAGAGCUUUGUACUCGACACCAGAGCUUUCGUCGCUGCUCUCAAGGCCUGUGGAAGCAUGGCAGCGAAGGAAGAAGGCCGGAGAAUCGACGGAAAGCUUGUCAAAGUUGAGGCCUUGGAAAGGGGGAGUAUUUUACACUCUCAAGCAGCAAACCGUAGCUGGGAUUCGGACUUGUUUCUGGCCAGUACGCUAGUCGACAUGUACGCGAAGUGCAGGAGCUUGACUUGUGCUCAAAGAGUUUUCGACGGAAUGGUUCGUCACGAUGUCGUUUCCUGGACGGCUUUGCUUCUGGGCUACGCUGAAAAUGGUGGCGAAGAGCUGGCUUUGGAGCUUUUCACGUCAAUGAAGGCCAAGAGGUACACUCCAGACGCUCGGACUUUUGUCGCUGUUCUUACUGCUUGCUCCGGACUGGCAGAGAAGGAAGCAGGCACCCAGACGCAGGAUGGGAGCAUUUUGAAAGUUGAGGCUCUGAGAAAAGGCUUGGAGCUGGAGUCCGAGGCUGAAGAACUGGGCUGCUUUGAUGGUGGGGACGUUUUUCUCGCAAGUACUCUUAUCGCUCUAUACGCAAAAUGCGGAAGCCUGGAAAAUGCGAGACGAGUUUUCGACAAGAUUCGUCGACACGACGUGGUGUCAUGGACAGCUUUGAUGCUCGGCUACGUCGACAAGGAUGAUCCAGACUCGGCUUUCAGCAUUUUCACUCGGAUGAAAGACGAAGGCUUUGAGCCGGACUGUCGGAGCUACGUGGCGGCAUUGAAAGCUUGCAUCACUCUUGCUGCCAAAGAAGAUGGUAAGGGUGGGAAGAUGGAAGCGCUGAAGAGAGGAAAUGACCUCCACUCGCAAGCCGCACAGCGUGGUCUCGACUUGGACAAGUUCGUGGCCAGCAAGAUCGUGGAGAUGUACUCCAGGUGUGGAAGCAUGGGCGACGCACGCAAGUUCUUCGAUGCUAUCCCGUCCCCGAGCUACGAGGUGCGCACCGAGCUGACGCUGGGAUACUUUGAGAACAACGAGGACGAGCUCGGUGUAGAGAUGUUCCAGAGGCUGAUGAGAACUCAAAGCUACCACUGCGCUCACGACUCUCGGCUCUUCCUCGCGGCUUUGAAGAGCUGUGGACGCUCAGCUUCUCUCGAAACUCUCCGGAGAGUCCACUCCGAGAUCUUGAGAGCAGGAGCCACCGACGACGACGACGACGCCGUCUCAAACUCCAUGAUCGACGUCUACGGCAAAUGCAGCAGCGCCAGAGACGCUCAGCUCGUCUUCGACAGCGCUGGAAAGCCCGGCUCCAUCGGCUGGACCUCGCUCAUCUCGGGAUACAGCAGGGUCGGAGACAUCGCCAGAGUUUUGGAGCUCUUCCGCGGGAUGCAAGACGAAGGCGUCCGGCCAGACGACGUCGCGCUUACGUGCGUCCUCAGCGCUUUCAGCCACGCCGGGCUCGUCGGUCGCGGCAGGAAGCUCCUGGCGGAGAUGGAGGCCAGGUAUGGGAUCAAGCCGGCGAUGGAGCACUACGUUUGCGUGGUGGAUCUCCUGGGCCGAGCAAACCAGCUAGAGGAAGCGCUGGCGAUGGUGGAAGGAUUGCCUGGCGAAGCUAGCGCGCUGGUGUGGAGGACGCUGCUUGGGGCGUGUCACAAGUGGAAGGACGCGCGAGUGGGACGAGUGGCCUUUGAAGCGCUCGUGAAGAUAGACAGGGACGACGCCGCGGCCUACGUUCUCAUGACGAACAUGCUUAGGUGGCAAGAGGAGACGAAGACACGUGUACCCUAA
Molecule: messenger RNA, 2811 nt
Organism: Selaginella moellendorffii
Lineage: Eukaryota; Viridiplantae; Streptophyta; Lycopodiopsida; Selaginellales; Selaginellaceae
Product: pentatricopeptide repeat-containing protein At2g13600-like
Exons: 1
Coding region: 1-2811 (936 amino acids)
Biological process (GO): RNA modification
Molecular function (GO): protein binding; RNA binding
Source: RefSeq, a predicted model, not a curated record